AUGGGCGGGGACUUGUCCACCUCGGGUGAGGACCGCAGCACCAAGGCCAAGGGCUGUGAAGCAGGCUACACCGACGCUGUGCAGAAGGCGCUGGCGAACCAUAUGUUCCACCACUGCGGGGCCUGGUGCAUCUUCGACUUCGAUGACCCGAAGGUCUCCUACGGAUGGGUGGCGGACAAGAGCUGCUGGAACCGCGGAGGCUGCGACAACCAUCCGGAGCAAGCAUCGGUCGAGAAGCGGAAGGAGAACUCCUGCCGGUUGACAACGACCACUACGACCAGCACCACCACCACCACCAGCACCACCACGACCUCCACCUCCACUUCCACGACCAUCACCUCCACCACGACCAGCACAUCCACGACCACCACAAGCACCACUACCGUGACCAGCACCACCAUUACGAGCACAACCACCACCACCUCGACCACCACAACAAGCACAUCCACCACUACGACGACCAGCACCACCAUCACGACCACCAGCACCAGCACCAGCACCACCACCACCAGCACCACCACCAGCACAACGACCACCUCCACGACUACGACCACCAGCACUUCGACCUCCACCACGGUGACAACGACGAGCACCACGACCACCAGCACCACCACCAUCACAACCACCACCACCACCUCCACCAUCACAGAGACGACCACGACUACCACAACGAGUACCACCACCAUCACCACCAGUACCACGACGACCUCCACAAUCACCACGACUGUCACCUCCACCUCCACCACCACCACUUCCACGGAGACGUCCACCUCCACCACUACCACCUCCACCACCACGUCUACUUCGACCACCACCACCUCUACUGUGACCACCACCUCCACGACCGUCACGACCACCACCACCAGUACAACGACGCGGACCACCACGACGACAUCGACCACCACCGUCACCACCACCACAAUCACCUCGACGACCACGACCACUUCAACCAAAACCACCACGACAACAAGCACCAGCACCGACACUACGACGACCAUCACCACCACCAUCACUACCACUACGACGCAGGACUGCCUCUUCCACCAGAAGCCGUCGAUUUCCAACGCCACGAUGAUCGGCUACUGCGGAGACCUCAACAGCUACGCCGUGGACCUCUCCGAGAACGCGCGCAGCUGCGAGGAGGCCACCACGCCCUUCGUGCGCCGCGCGCUGGCCAACUUCAUGUUCAACCACUGUGGAUCGCCUUGUCUUUUUGACUACUACCAUCCCAGCAACAUCUCCUACUACUGGGACAGCAAGGAGAAGUGCUUCCGCGAGUCCAGCCAUUGCAUCAACCACGUGGAGCAAAACCUGGUGAUCCGAAGGAAGAAGACGCUGUGCAAGGCCCGCAGCUUAGCAGCCUUCCAUGCAGUGGAGGAGAUUGCGAAGAAGAGCAAGAAUACCAAGGUGGCCUACAUCUAUGGCUACACUUUUCAGGAGUGGCCUUUGGCCGCAGCGGUCUACUUGAACAAGCCAAGUGAGCACGAGAAAUGGGUGUGUGGUGUGCCAGAGAAGUUCAAGCAAAAGUGGCCGAAUGUCCAGUACUUCCUGAGCUCUGUGGAAGCCAUCGACUGUGACAAGAAGGAGAUCAAGCUGAUGGACCGAGGUCCCGAUGCCUCAGCAGUCAUCUCCUACAAGGCCGUGAUCCUGGCCACCGGGAGCAAGUCUCCUCUGAUCACCCCCAGUCCCGGCAUGUCCCUGUCCGAAAGGAUCUCAGAGGUCCAGGCCUGCGGAAAGGCAAUGAGGAACGCCAAGACGGUGGUGUUCAAUGGCUCGGGCCUGGUAGGGGUCGAAAUGUGUGGAGACUUCCGCGUGAACAAUGGAUACUCAGCGCGAGUGAUUCUGCUCUCUCGCUCGGGCACGGUGCUGGACACAGACUUUGGAGAAAAAGCUCCCAGCCCCAAUCCCGCUGUGGUGCAGAAGGUCACCGAUGUCCUGACCAACAAGUUCAAAAUCGAGAUAAAGCAUGGAUCGGUGUCAGAUCCCAGGUUUUCGGAUGCCAUCCUGAGCCCUGGCUCCCUUCAGCUUGACGGAGAGUCCGUGGACUUCGAUGUCUACAUCCCCUGCUAUCCGAUUGGCCCGAACACCGGCAUGUUGGUCUCCUCGAAAGAGAUCCUGGAUGGCAGGGGCGCGUUGGUCACCAACGACUGCCUCCAAUCCACCUCUCAUCCAGAGGUCUUUGGGGUGGGAAUCACCACCACCAAGGUGGUUGGCCACCCCAUCACCUCCCGCCUCACGGCCGCUGGCCAGCAUUGCGCCACGCAGGCGCUGGCGGUGCUCCAAGGGAAGCAAGCCCAGGCCUUCAAGGACAAGGCAGACCCGCCACCCAUGCCACAACCCAUGAAUGUGAAGAUCGGCCACGGACCUGGAGGCUAUAUGAUUUGGACCCAACUUCCAGGACCUGCGAAGGUGUGUUGCUGUCAGUGCUGCAACGGAGGCUUUCCCUGUUGUCCGCCUCCCUGCUGCUGGUGCUGCAUCCCUGGAUGCGCCCACGCCUGUGGCUCCUGUGGCGGUCCCCCAGAAGGUGAGGGGCCGGCCGUUUUCAUGAUCAGCCUGCUUGCCAAGUUCACUGGCGCCCAUGGCUUCAAAGGUUUGGGCCAAUAUGGGGACGUUCCCAAGCAGGAGAGCAUGACCUGA
This is a messenger RNA of Effrenium voratum, 2637 nucleotides long. NCBI's taxonomy places the organism in Eukaryota, Dinophyceae, Suessiales, Symbiodiniaceae. The record is from the annotation of a GenBank genome assembly.